AUGAGUUUUAUAAUUACUGCUGAGCCAGUAGGAUAUUUGUUAAACAUUAAUGUUGUAUGUCAUGAUAAUGGAUCAAUAGAGGUUAAUCAAGAAAGUUAUGCUAAAGAUAUUGUUCGACCGUUUAACAUGACAGAGGCAAAUCCUGUGUCAACUCCAACUGAGCAGUAUCUGCAGCCAAAUGAAUUAACCAGUGACAAUGUAACUAAUGCUCCAUAUCAAGAAGCAGUUGGCUGUCUUAUGUAUUUAGCUGUUGGUACAAGGCCCAAUAUAGCAUUUGCAGUGAGCUAUAUGUCAAAAGUUUUAGAGAAUCUUCGAGAAUAUCACUGUUCUGUGGUAAAAAGAAUCCUAAAUUAUAUAAAAGGUUCAGUGCCAUGGGGUUUAAAAUAUGCUGCUAGCCAUGGAAACAGAAGACUGGAGAUAUAUACUGCUGAUUAUGCCAGUGAUCCAGCAACCCAACGCUCAGUUAUUGGAGUGGUUGCAAGAUCUUGUGGACGAGCACUUACCUGGGAUAGUAGGCAGCAACAUUGA
Schistocerca piceifrons (Central American locust) is the source of this 528-nucleotide messenger RNA. RefSeq names its product secreted RxLR effector protein 161-like. The record is from RefSeq and is a predicted model, not a curated record. The coding region runs from base 1 to 528 and encodes 175 amino acids. NCBI's taxonomy places the organism in Eukaryota, Metazoa, Arthropoda, Insecta, Orthoptera, Acrididae. The transcript has a single exon.